Messenger RNA from Paralichthys olivaceus (Japanese flounder), 1873 nucleotides. It is a transcript of the gene ovol1a, whose product is annotated as ovo-like zinc finger 1a. Gene Ontology annotation, molecular function: RNA polymerase II cis-regulatory region sequence-specific DNA binding; DNA-binding transcription factor activity, RNA polymerase II-specific. Gene Ontology annotation, biological process: regulation of transcription by RNA polymerase II; epidermal cell differentiation. Lineage: Eukaryota; Metazoa; Chordata; Actinopteri; Pleuronectiformes; Paralichthyidae. The record is from RefSeq and is a predicted model, not a curated record. Gene Ontology annotation, cellular component: nucleus.
CUGCUUUUAAAUGAGUACCUGUGUUUGACUCACCUCUGUCGACUCACCGUGAGUGUGUGUGCGUGUGUUAUCUGCAGGGGUCUCUCUCUCUCUCUCUCUCGCUCACUCGCUCACACACACACACACACUCCCGUUACUUGCGGGCGCGCGAGCUAAUAUUCGUCUCUUUACCUGAGCUCACCUGAGCUGAGCGGACUCACCUGUCCCGACGUCCAAACACUUUCUGUUCCUCUCGCUGCUGGUUUUUUUUUUUAUUCGACACUGGAAAGGAGGGAGAAGAGACGACAAGGUGUGUUUGAGUGAGAAAGAGAAGGAGAGGAAAGGUGCGCGGAGGGAGGGAGGAGAAGACACCUUCUCGUUUACCGUUGGAGUUUCCUGCUUUUCCAACUUUUUCUGCUUCUCCUCAAAACCCUUGUCCGAAGCCCCUGGUGGUCGGGAUCGAACAUGCCGCGGGCCUUUCUGGUGAAAAAGGCGAACGUUUCGCCGGGGAAGCGGAACUGGAGCGAGCUGCCCGAUCAUGAACGAGGAGACGUUUAUAUCCCAGUCUCCAUCUUCCCUUCGUCCUGCCUGAUGGAGGCUGAGGCCAGCCCCGCUGAAACGACGCCGCUCUGCCUCACCAAACGCUCUGUAUCCGACGCACGGACGCACGCCGAGCUGCCGUCCAGCACGGUGCUGGGACGGCCGCGAAGCCCCGAUGCUUCUCUGGGCGGGAGGUCGGAGGUCAGGAGGAGGUCGCUGGGCAGCUCCACGUACGUCCGAUCCAAAAUCAAGGUGACCACGGGCGAGUUACCCCCCAGCCCCACCACUUUACCUCUCUCUCUUCCACCCAUUCCCACCACCCCCCCACUGACCCCACCUGCCACCGUGAUGCCCGUUGCCCUGACAACCACCCCUACCCAGCUGGAGGUGGUCCCCAUGGUAACCAGAUCCACAGGUCAAAGUGCGGCGACGGCGAAAACGGGGUUGUUCGUGUGUCAGGUUUGUCAGAAGUCCUUCCAGUACCAGCGGAUGUUAAACAGACACGUCAAGUGUCACAACGAGACCAAGAGACACAUCUGCACCUUCUGCGGCAAAGGCUUCAACGACACCUUCGACCUCAAGAGACACGUUCGCACACACACAGGCGUCCGCCCGUACAAGUGCAGCCUGUGCGACAAGGCCUUCACCCAGCGCUGCUCCCUGGAGUCGCACAUGAAGAAGAUCCACAGCGUCACCCUCAAGUACGCCUACAAGGAGCGGCGCAACAAGCUGUACGUGUGCGAGGAGUGCGGCCACACGGCGGGGACGCAGGACGAGCUGGGCAUCCACCUCCACUCGCUCCACCCCGACAGCCCCCUGCUGAAGGGGAAGGCUGCCAGGAGAGCGGGAGGAGAGAGGGCGGGGAAAGAGGACGGGUCGGUCGGAGGGUCCAUGCCAGGUUCUCCCCAAGGAGCCGAUAGCGAUGAUACCACCGGGUCUGCGGGGCCGUAGAGCGGAGGAGGGGGUGGUCUGCAGAAUAAGCUCAGGGGGGGGAUGAAGGAUGGAUGAUGGACAAGAAAGGUGGACGACAAGUCAUAUACCACCGUAUACCACCAUUAGAAUACAUGUAUAUAUUAUGUGUGUGUGUAUAUUUAUGAAAGUGUGUGUGUAUGGAUUGUGGGAAUCUGUAUAUGACUCAUGUUAAACAAGGUCAAGUCAGACUUUGACUCAUCGUUCAUAUUUUUACAGUUCAUGGGGGUUUUGUUGUGGAAAAGAGUAUUUACACAUCUGACAAUAUAUUUUUCUGCCUUUGUAUCAUGUGCAUAUUUCCUGUGGGCUCUUCUGUACAGUAUGAAAUGUGAGUUUUUCUACUCAAAAAGCUGAAAGCAUUAUAUUAAAGGGAGUAAUAUAUGAA